UCACGACUCAGGUGAGUAACACGGACUGUGACGAGGAGAAUUGUCCAGUGACUAACACGACGAUGGUUGAACAUAUUAAGAUUAUUUCAGCAAAGCAAGUUGCAGAUAUUCUUCAUUAUGACGAACUCAUUCCAAUUAUUGAAAAAGCACUUGCCGACUUUUCUGGCAGACCAGAAUCUGGCAUCAUACAACCAAUACGCACCGUGUUACAUUUACCAUCGGCGAACGGGUUUCUGGGUAUCAUGCCAGCAUAUAGUGAAAAGGAUAAUGCUCUAAGCACCAAACUACUAACGUUCUUUCCAAAGAAUACAAACAUCUCUACACAUGCAGCCCUCAUUGUGGUUUUUGACUGCUGUACUGGCAUACCUAAAGCUAUCAUGGAUGGAGAUGUCAUUACUGCACAGAGAACAGCUGCUGCAUCAGCUGCAGCCACAAAGCACCUCACAAAUGGAAUUCCAAGACAACUUGCUAUUCUAGGUGCUGGAGUGCAAGCACGGUCACACUACCAUGCUCUUUCUUACCUGUACAAAUUUCAGCAGGUGAAAAUAUGGAACCACCAUAUGGACAAGGCAAAGUUGUUAGCAGCAGAACUGGGACCAGAAGUGGAAGCAGUGCCAGAGGCCAAAGAAGCCAUACAGGAUGCAGAUGUUAUUGUCACAGUGACAAAUUCUAGUGUUCCUGUAUUGCAAGCCAGCUGGGUCAAGCAGGGUGCUCACAUUAAUGCGGUAGGGUCAUGCAGACCUGAUUGGAAUGAAAUUGCACCAGAACUGAUGCACCAGGCUGUUGUCUAUGUGGAUACAAAAGAAGCAGCUGUUAAAGAGAGUGGGGACAUCAUCAAAAGUGGAGCCACAAUCUUUGCAGAAAUAGGUGAAGUUAUUGCUGGAAAAGCAGCGGCAAGAACAACUGAGACUACAAUCUUCAAAUCUCUUGGCAUGGCAAUUGAAGAUACAGUGACAGCAAAUCUUGUAAUGAAGAAACUAGACGGAAGAACCUAAAGGAAGAUGAGCUUUUAAAACGAUUACAACUACAUGUUUGAGUGUUUUAAGUAAGCAGAUUUUCUUUUUCAAAAGCACAUGGACAGCUGCCUUUUAUCAAUAUUCAGCUGCAGAAUUAGUUAAGAAAUUUUUGUUUGUUUUCAUAAUUUUGCAUUAAAAUGCUGAACCUUUUUAGACUGUCAAAGGAUUUCUCCCAAGAUUUUGCAGAAAUGAUUUUUGAAAACAAAAUGAGGUCUGUGAUGACAUAAGUUUUGAAUGAAAUAUUUAGGACAUGACAAGAAUUGUUUCUGUUUUGCCAGAGAUCACCAUUUUCCUUUUAGCCAGAGAUCUUGUGUAGAUCAUUAUCAAACGGUGCUUUUUAUUUGUGAACUUGUCACGGGAAAGUGUUUAUUUGAAAUUGAGAUAUGCAAUACAUUCUACAAAUAGGAUCUGAACAUGUCACCAAUUAGUUGUGUGAACAUCAAUAAUCAGGAUGAUGAUUUCAUAUAAUUGAAAGUCACAUUGCUGACAGUAGAACAGGCUAGAAAUACUUCUUUCAAAGAUAUGUAGAUCAAUAUUACAAAUAAAAGUAAGAUAAAUGAUUGCAUGGUAUGAUGUGGAAGGUAAUCUAUGGUUUUGACAUGAAUUACGAUGUAAAUGAUCAAUGACAUUUAGCAGUGUUUUGGGAAAAUUGUGAAAUGCUGGUAAAUGAGAUUUAUAAACAUUUUAAUGGAAUAACAUAAGUGUGAAAGUACCUUUUUUUUAAUUCCAGUUUUUGUUAUUGAAGUUGUAUACGGAAUAUUUCAAAGAUUAAAAUCUUUUUUCGCUAAAA
Messenger RNA from Pomacea canaliculata, 1806 nucleotides. Its product is annotated as ketimine reductase mu-crystallin-like. The record is from RefSeq and is a predicted model, not a curated record. Lineage: Eukaryota; Metazoa; Mollusca; Gastropoda; Architaenioglossa; Ampullariidae. Bases 63 to 995 code for a protein of 310 amino acids. The transcript has 8 exons. Gene Ontology annotation, cellular component: cytoplasm. Gene Ontology annotation, molecular function: hormone binding.